Molecule: messenger RNA, 2471 nt
Organism: Rhopilema esculentum
Lineage: Eukaryota; Metazoa; Cnidaria; Scyphozoa; Rhizostomeae; Rhizostomatidae
Product: importin subunit alpha-3
Biological process (GO): protein import into nucleus
Cellular component (GO): cytoplasm
Molecular function (GO): nuclear import signal receptor activity; protein binding
Source: RefSeq, a predicted model, not a curated record
GUGAUUAACCAAAUUUCGCAAGGCAUGUCGCGGGAAGAGAACAUCACAUUGGGAAGGAUUUGAAGUGAGAUAGAUUGGAUAAAAUAUCUUCGACGCUGUUGCGUAGAAAAGUAAAACAAGCAUGAGUGGAAGAACACAGGACGUUCGCAAGAAGUUUUAUAAGAAUAAAGACAAGGAUACGGAGUCUUUAAGGCAGAGAAGAAAUGAAGUGUCUGUGGUUCUAAGAAAGGAAAAGAGAGAUGAAGCUUUACAAAAAAAGAGACUUGCUCCAUCACAAGCAGAAGAUGAUAAAGAUGAAAAGAUGCAGAAUUACUCACUUGAAAGCAUAGUUGCGACACUGCUUCAAGGACAAAAUGAAAAGAUGGGAGGAGAAUUUGAGUCUGCAAAACGGCUAGGAGCAGUCCAGGCUGCCAGAAAACUACUAUCAAGGGACAGGAACCCACCAAUCAAUGAUCUCAUUGAGUCUGGUAUUCUUCCCAUCCUUGUCGAAUGUCUUCAGUGUGAUCAGAAUCCACAGCUGCAGUUUGAAGCAGCUUGGGCACUGACAAACAUCGCAUCUGGAACUUCACAGCAGACCCAAGCUGUUGUGCAAGCAGGUGCUGUUCCUCAUUUCAUGCGCCUCCUCAGCUCACAACAUUCAAACGUUUGCGAGCAGGCUGUCUGGGCCUUGGGAAACAUUAUCGGCGAUGGUCCUGGUCUGCGUGAUUUCGUAAUCAGCCAUGGCGUCGUUGGCCCAUUGCUCAAAUUCAUUGAUCAAAAUACUCCAAUUUCUUUCCUUCGAAAUGUCACGUGGGUCAUCGUGAACCUCUGUCGAAACAAGGAGCCUCCACCUCAAAUGGAGACAAUCUCGCGGUUGCUCCCGGCAUUGGCAUUCCUGAUUUUCCACACAGACACUGAUAUAUUGGUGGACAGUGUCUGGGCACUUUCGUAUUUGACCGACUGCGGAAACAGUCACAUACAGGCAGUGAUUCAAGCUGGUGUUGUCCCGGUUCUAGUUCGUUUCUUAAGUCAUACCGAAAUAAAACUUCAAACGGCAGCGCUGAGGGCCGUUGGCAACAUUGUCACGGGCACAGAUGAACAGACACAGGUUGUCCUUGACAACGGUGCACUUGAACAUUUUCCUGCUCUACUACAGCACCCAAAGGAGAAAAUAAAGAAAGAGGCGGUUUGGUUCUUAUCGAAUAUAACAGCGGGUAAUCAAGAUCAAGUGCAGCUAGUGAUAGAGGCUGCCUUGAUACCGUUGAUAAUAAAAGCUCUUGAGGUUUGUGAAUUUGCAACGCAAAAGGAGGCUGCCUGGGCGAUUAGCAAUCUGACAGUCAGUGGCACGCCUGCGCAGGUUAAUUAUAUGGUUAGUUGUGGUGCCUUGCCCCCGUUCUGCAAGCUUUUACAAGUAAAGGAUACUCAGGUUGUUCAAGUUGUUCUCGACGGUAUUGGUAACAUAUUAAAGAUGGCUGGUGAUGACGUAGACAAGAUUACAUUAAUGAUCGAAGAAUGUGGAGGCUUAGAUCUAAUCGAGAAACUUCAAGAACAUGAGAAUCCUGAUAUUUACAAGCUGUCUUACGAGAUAAUCGAGCAUUAUUUUGCUGAUGGUGAAACCGAGGAUGCUUCGCUUGCCCCUGCGGAGGUAGACGGCGAGUUUCAGUUCGAGGCUAAACAGGACAUGCCUGUAGAUGGCUUCAAAUUAUGAAAUAGCUUACAGACAUUAGACGCACAUUGACGACGUAUGACGGAGCUGAUUGUACGAUUUGUCAAGACAGUUGAUGUUCAUUUACAAAUCGUACUUAGAUGUUCUAGAGCCUCUGCGUAGCGAUGUCUUGGCAGUCAUACGCGCAGGAACAGCAGGAACAACAAUAGCAACUACCGACGAAUCAGGACAUAACACACUGCAAAAGUAGGAAGAUACCUGAGAGUGCGUGUGAUGCUGAAGUGGAGAACCCCCGUCCGUCCCCUUACAAAGUGGACUAUCGCCGUGCAGGACGGAUCAACAACCUUCACCCAAGCUGAAACUGAACAUUUAUUUAGUGUUUUAAUGAAUCUUAUCCAACAGAAAUGACAUCAUCUAAUCAAGGGCUUUCAACCUGCGAAUGUAGAUAGAGCAAAAUUAUUCUAGUUAUAUCUUAUGAGAGAACCUUGCAAAUCCUGCCUUUUUGUAGAUAUCGGCAUAUAUAUGCCAUACGCAGAGAGCCAUGAAUGAGAUGACGUCAUGACUGUGUUUAUGGGUGGAAAGUUUGAAUGAGAAUGUGGAAGUUUAAGACUUAAUUAGAUUUGUAAAUUACGGACAGUUUUUACAUAUUUUGACAAAACAAGGACAGUAACGAAAAUUAUUUUAGUAAUAUGUUUUGAUUUUGUAAGCAAUUUUAAUUUGGUAAAUUUAAACUUUUAAAUCUGUGUUCUUUUCGUUGAUGCUAAUUUUACGUUUUAUUAUUUUGCUUGAGUAGAUUUAUCGCAAAUGGAAUUGCUUGCCACGUAAA